Messenger RNA from Arabidopsis thaliana (thale cress), 767 nucleotides. RefSeq names its product Plant invertase/pectin methylesterase inhibitor superfamily protein. Gene Ontology annotation, molecular function: enzyme inhibitor activity; pectinesterase inhibitor activity. Lineage: Eukaryota; Viridiplantae; Streptophyta; Magnoliopsida; Brassicales; Brassicaceae. The record is from RefSeq and is marked reviewed. The coding region runs from base 68 to 583 and encodes 171 amino acids. The transcript has 2 exons.
CUGAUCAAAGCAUCACCACCACCAAAUAUCAAACGCAAAAACCUAUUAUCAAAAGAACUAGGGAGAAAUGACUAAUCCCAUGAUCAUGGUUAUGCUGUUGUUGUUUCUUGUGAUGUCGACUAGAGCAGACGAAGAGCUGAUUAAGACAGAGUGUAAUCACACAGAAUACCAAAACGUAUGCCUCUUCUGUCUUGAAGCCGAUCCAAUCUCCUUCAAUAUCGACCGUGCUGGACUUGUCAACAUCAUUAUACACUGUCUCGGAUCUCAACUUGAUGUUCUUAUCAACACCGUCACGAGUCUAAAGUUGAUGAAAGGAGAGGGUGAAGCAAAUGAGAAUGUUCUGAAAGAUUGCGUCACAGGCUUUGCGAUUGCACAAUUACGACUUCAAGGAGCCAACAUCGAUUUGAUAACCCUUAAUUACGAUAAAGCGUACGAAUUGGUGAAAACUGCGUUAAACUAUCCUCGGACUUGCGAAGAAAAUCUCCAAAAACUCAAGUUCAAAGAUUCAUCUGAUGUUUAUGACGAUAUCUUGGCAUAUAGCCAACUCACCUCUGUUGCUAAGACGUUGAUCCACCGUCUCUAGAUCAAUAUAUAUGUCGAUCUGGUUAUCAAAAAUAUAUUUAUGUCGAUCGUUUGCUACCACUAAUAAAAUAAAACUCCAUUAUGUAUGUCACGCGUGAUUUAAUUUCACUCAUCAACAAAUAAAAUAAAAUAAAAUAAAAUGUUUAGAAAGUUUAUUUAUUUAAUUUAGUAAAAAGAAUCUGGAG